UGCUCGGUGGAGCUCUCCUACUCCUGCGGUCAGAGCGGCGGACACAGACACCUGACCCUCACCGCCACCGAGCCCUCCUUCACGCCGAGCUUCAGGGAGCGGGACAGAAAGCCUAAAGCCACCUGCACGAGCUGGAUUAUGGAGAAGUUAGCUCGGCUGAGGAGCGACUGAGACGCGGCGGGAAAGUUCGCCCAGAGCCGCGGGAUGAGACACUCCUAGGAAGCUGACCACACUCCAGAUCCCUUAUGGAGAACGAGACUUCAGUGCACACAGGCUACAUCCCCCCUUAUCUCCUCCGCGGGGACCCUUUCGCCUCCAAGCUGUCCAAAGAAGGAGACAUAGUGGCAGCCUUGUACAUCCUCAUCAUUGGGAUCAUGUCAGCUGUAGGCAACGGCUAUGUCAUCUACAUGACCAUCAAACGGAAGACGAAGUUAAAGCCACCUGAAUUAAUGACACUGAAUUUAGCCAUAUUCGACUUUGGCAUCUCAGUCACAGGAAAGCCGUUCUUUGUGGUUUCCAGUUUUGCCCACCGCUGGCUGUUCGGCUGGGAGGGCUGCCGCUUCUACGGCUGGGCCGGCUUCUUCUUCGGCUGUGGCAGCCUCAUCACCAUGACUGUGGUCAGCUUUGACCGAUACCUGAAAAUCUGCCAUUUAAGAUACGGUACGUGGAUUAAGCGGAAUCAUGCCAUGCUGAGCCUGCUCUUCAUCUGGCUGUAUGCGGCCUUCUGGGCCACCAUGCCGCUGGUGGGCUGGGGCAGCUACGCUCCGGAACCAUUUGGCACCUCCUGCACUCUCAACUGGUGGCUGGCCCAGGCAUCUGUGGCUGGCCAAAGCUUUGUCAUGUCCAUCCUCUUCUUCUGCCUCAUCCUGCCCACGGGCAUCAUCGUCUUCUCCUACGUCAAGAUCAUCAUCAAGGUGAAGGCGUCCGCUAAGGAAGUGUCCUACUUCGACACGCGGAAUAAGAACAACCACAGUCUGGAGAUGAAGUUAACGAAGGUGGCGAUGUUGAUCUGUGCUGGAUUUUUGAUAGCUUGGAUUCCAUACGCGGUGGUGUCAGUGGUCUCUGCGUUCGGGGAGCACGAUUCAGUGCCUAUUCCGGUCUCAGUCAUACCAACCUUGCUGGCCAAAUCAGCCGCCAUGUACAAUCCAAUCAUAUACCAGGUCAUUGACUGCAAGAACAGCUGUUCACAGUUCUGCUGCUUUAAAACCUUGAGCAAAAAGAAACAGUAUAAAACCCCAAGGUUUUAUUCCAUCUCUGCCUCCAUUAAAGCGAGACCAGCGAAUGAAACACAAAUUGAGAUGUGAGCAUGUCUGCUCAGGUGACUCAGAUUCUACAGUGGACAUUUUGCCCCUGUGUUAGUGCCCUCUUAACCCUCAGAAAUCAAUGGGUGACAUAGCUGAAUUAGCCUGCACUGUCGCUGUUGACUUUCCAUAGCCACCUUACAGAGUAAUUGUUAUCCCUGUAUGUGCAGACAGAUCCUGUAUUUUUAUAUUUUGUACAGUUACUGCCUAUAAAUAACAUUCCACAGUGUAGUGACUCAAGGCACUAUAUAUAUACACAC
Colossoma macropomum (tambaqui) is the source of this 1561-nucleotide messenger RNA. It is a transcript of the gene opn5, whose product is annotated as opsin 5. The coding region runs from base 246 to 1304 and encodes 352 amino acids. The transcript has 7 exons. Gene Ontology annotation, cellular component: membrane. NCBI's taxonomy places the organism in Eukaryota, Metazoa, Chordata, Actinopteri, Characiformes, Serrasalmidae. Gene Ontology annotation, biological process: G protein-coupled receptor signaling pathway. Gene Ontology annotation, molecular function: G protein-coupled receptor activity. The record is from RefSeq and is a predicted model, not a curated record.